GCCCGCAAACUUCACCGAACCUCUUUCUCUCUCAAUGGAGAAUUGAUGAUGGACUCCUUGGGCCAAGAGAUUGCCUUUAAGGGCCUCAAAGUGGACGAAGCCUUUGUUCCUUCUUUUGCUCUUGGAUCGGGGCGUCAAGCGAAAAUUAAUUUCGGCAGCAAUGUACAAUCAUUAAAUAACAUGGUGCACCCCGCACCACUCUGGUACUCACGAGAGGAUCCAUCCUUAUUCGUCAACGUCGAUAAGAAGCAUCCACGGCUUGAAGUACAGACCUCGACUGGCGCAAUCAAACCUUGUGUGUAA
Molecule: messenger RNA, 303 nt
Organism: Protopolystoma xenopodis
Lineage: Eukaryota; Metazoa; Platyhelminthes; Monogenea; Polystomatidea; Polystomatidae
Source: the annotation of a GenBank genome assembly